AUGCUCUCCACUGCACGGAUAUCCAGAGCGAGGUCACUCCAAGGGGCUUUCAGCUCCAGGAGGUACACGUCCGGAACCCAUUCCCAGCUGUCGGUGCCAAAGCUGGGCACUGUCGAACUCCCAACGGGCUUGUUCAUCAACAAUGAGUGGGUCACUGCCUCUGGCGGCGACACCGUCCCCACUGUCAACCCCGCCACUGGAGCUACCAUCGCCAACGUUGCGCAUGCCAGCCAAGCCGACGUCGACAAGGCCGUUGCUGCAGCGAGGUCGGCGUUCAAGACGACGUGGGGCACCAACGUUCCGGGCACAGAACGCGCCAAAGUGUUGAGCAACCUCGCCGAUCUGAUGGAGCGUGACGCCAAUAAGAUUGCCGCUAUUGAGAGGCACGGUGUCCGUAUCGCUCGUGAAUCAGAUGUCGUGGACUCUAUCGCGUGCUUGCGAUACUAUGCAGGUAUGGCCGACAAGGUGCACGGCCAGACGAUCGAUACGCUUGGCAAGGACAGGUUCAUCUACACUUUGCACCAGCCAAUCGGUGUCUGUGGUCAGAUCAUUCCAUGGAACUAUCCUCUCUCCAUGUGGAGCUGGAAAGUCGGCCCAGCUAUUGCUGCGGGCUGCACCAUUGUCAUGAAGCCUUCAGAGCUCACACCCUUGACGGCUCUCAUGAUGUGUGACCUUGCCAAGGAGGCAGGGUUCCCUGCCGGCGUCCUCAACACAGUUCCCGGUCUGGGUUCAACGACUGGAGAUGCUAUUGCUCGCCACAUGGACAUUGACAAGUGGCCAUCCCCUUCUUCCACCCCAGGCCGCCGACGCAUCUCCGUCGCCGCCGCCGAAUCCAACCUCAAGAAGGUCACUCUCGAGCUGGGCGGCAAGUCACCACUUAUCGUGUUCCCCAGCGCCGACGUCGACGAUGCGGCGACAUGGACGGCCAACGGCAUUUGGUACAACAUGGGACAGGACUGCUGUGCGAGUUCACGAGUAUACGUCCACGAGUCCAAAUAUGACGCCUACCUUUCCGCUCUCCAGAGCCGUGCCGCAGCUGCGGCCCUCGGCCCACCCUCGGACGAGGCUACGUCCUUUGGACCCCUCAUCUCCGGCGCACAGCGCGACAAAGUCUUGGGUUACAUUGCGUCUGGUGUCAGCGAAGGUGCUCGUGUCGUUGCGGGAGGCAAACCGUGGGGCACUGAGGGCUUUUGGGUCGAACCGACCAUUCUAGCUGACACGACACCUGCCAUGCGUGUCGUGAAGGAGGAGAUCUUUGGCCCUGUUGUCUGUGUCCAAAAGUUUAGAUCGGAGGAGGAAGUGCUCGAGGCCGCCAACGCGACAGAGUACGGCCUUGCCGCGGCAGUGUUCACCAACGACGCCAGGCAAGCGACGCGUGUGGCACACGCCCUCGACGCAGGGACAGUGUGGGUCAACCAGUACGGCCUCGUCCCGCCUCAAGCACCGUUUGGUGGGUUCAAGCAGUCGGGCAUUGGACGCGAGCUUGGUUCGUAUGGCCUCGACGCGUAUACCCAGGUAAAAGCUGUACACAUGAACAUCGGCAUGACUGCGAGCUGGCCAGCGUAA
Messenger RNA from Apiotrichum porosum, 1566 nucleotides. RefSeq names its product aldehyde dehydrogenase (NAD(P)(+)) ald5. The record is from RefSeq and is a predicted model, not a curated record. Lineage: Eukaryota; Fungi; Basidiomycota; Tremellomycetes; Trichosporonales; Trichosporonaceae. Gene Ontology annotation, molecular function: aldehyde dehydrogenase (NAD+) activity. The transcript has 9 exons. The coding region runs from base 1 to 1566 and encodes 521 amino acids.